This is a messenger RNA of Trichomonas vaginalis G3, 261 nucleotides long. RefSeq lists its product as uncharacterized. The record is from RefSeq and is a predicted model, not a curated record. The transcript has a single exon. NCBI's taxonomy places the organism in Eukaryota, Parabasalia, Trichomonadida, Trichomonadidae. Bases 1 to 261 code for a protein of 86 amino acids.
AUGAUAUUAAGUGUUGUUACAGAGUUGUUAGGCUUACCAGUUUUUGGAAGUAUUUUCCAUUUCUGCGCUGAGCCAAACUCUCCGAAAACACUUUUAUAUGCUUAUAUAGUUAAUGAUGUUGUUGCUGCUUCUGUUUGUUUGGCAACUGCUUCUCCAUCAUUUUACAGAUUCAUGAAAGAACCUGAUGGCCAAAAUGAUGUUAUCACUGAAGAUGACGCUGCUGAUGAAGAUGACAGUGUUAAUAUUGCUGAUAGUUUGUAA